Molecule: messenger RNA, 2798 nt
Organism: Python bivittatus (Burmese python)
Lineage: Eukaryota; Metazoa; Chordata; Lepidosauria; Squamata; Pythonidae
Source: RefSeq, a predicted model, not a curated record
GAUUUUAAACACUCAUUAAGAAGGUGAUGAUGGAGUCUUGUAUUUUUACAAAAAGGUGUAAAAACGACUUUUUCAUGGUUCGUUUCGUUUGUUCUCCCUAAUUGCAUUUCCAGGAGUAAGAAUUUCAUAAAGUAUAUUGCUGCAUGCUUACACCUAAGUACAUUUUUGAAAGUUGCUUCCACCUUCAUAACAGCAUGUAUUUUGGUACCUGAAAAGUGAUGACUUCUGAUCUAAUUAAUAGGGCUGUGCGUGCUUUGAGAAUAAUUUACAAGAAAUGGCUUGGAUGGGCCUUGCUUCUCUUUGCUAUUGAUUAAAGCUGACCUCUUUUUUUCAGGUUUCUGCAGAACCCUGAAAAAAAACAUACUGUGGCGUCAAGAAGUCAACUCAGUUAACGUAUGAAGAAUUAUUUGGCUCCUUGGCCAACUAUAAUAUUUGUGUGACCAGUGCAAUGAAAAAGGAUCUUCAGGUGAACUGUAAUAUCAGAGCAAUCACCCUCUACGACAAGCCAGCAUCUUUCUUUAAGGAAACACCCCUGAGCGAACAGCACAAAUUGUUCAUCAGGCUCUCAAAAGACUAUGCUCCUUUUAAAACUAUGGAAUCCUUCCCCGUAGAUGAUGUUGAAAGAUCUGCCUUUACACAGUUCGAUGUCGUCAGUGGAAGUGCCACGCACCGCCCAGGCCGACCAGCUCUCCUUAUUAGCAGCACCAGUUGGACAGAGGAUGAAGAUUUUUCCAUCCUGUUAAGUGCUUUAAAAGAGUACGAGCACUGUGUCAGCAGCAGAGCAAAACUUCCUUCUCUGGUGUGUGUGAUCACGGGCAAAGGGCCUCUGAAGGAGCAUUACAACACGUUGAUGGCUACUCUGCACUUCAAGCACAUCCAGAUUUGCACCCCCUGGCUGGAAGCAGAAGACUAUGCCCUGUUGCUCGGCUCAGCCGAUUUAGGCGUUUGUCUUCAUAAAUCCUCCAGUGGUUUAGAUUUGCCUAUGAAAGUGGUGGAUAUGUUUGGCUGCUGCUUGCCCGUGUGCGCCGUGCACUUCCAGUGUUUGCACGAGCUUGUGAAACAUGAAGUGAAUGGCUUGAUAUUCAGGGACUCGGGUGAACUUGCGGAACAGCUGAAGAUGCUUUUUGGGGAAUUUCCUGCUGUGGAAAGCAAGCUUGCUUUGUUCCGAAGAAAUCUUCGCCUGGCCAAGCAGCAACGCUGGGAUGAAAGUUGGGAGCAGACAGUAUUUCCUCUGUUUAGCGACAAAUCGGAUUAGCUUAUAAUAAAUUAGUUAAUUGAUAAAUUAUGUCCUUUUCAAAUUUUGUAAUAUCCUGACCGUGUUUGAAAAUUUAAAAAAUGCUUUAAAUAAGAAUUUUAUGACCAAUUUUAUGUUGAAUAAAAAUGGCAUUUUAUUUUGGUAAAUUAAAAAAAAAACUUACGUAAAACUUGGUCACAGACAUAUGUAACCUUUCCUAUUUUUGACCUUCAAUUAGUCACAUUCUAGGCAAACCCAAGCACCAGUUCAUAGACGGGAAUUAGCAUUAUAUUUGAAUUGUGAUUUCUGGUUUACCAUUUUCCAAAUUAUAACCUGAAGUCAGGGUUUGUUUGGAGCUAUAAGCUAGGAAUCCCAGUUUGACUGUAACUCCAAAGAAUCUAAUGUUGUAGUUUCCUGGUUUGGUAUAAGUUCCUUCUGGCAGAAAGGUAGGGUAGGGAACUGGAUUCAAGGCAGCUCUGGUGUAUUGUUCUGAGCGUAUACAAAACAACUGAAUUGAACUUCACAACAGUUGACCUGCUUCCUAAGCCUGCACACCUCUUUUAAUUGAGAUACCUUUCUCCCUUGAGGAAUAUAUAUAGCACAUUUCUCAGCUUCCUCCGGUACUUUUAUGUAUCUUGAGCACACAGCAAGCUUCAUUUUAAGAUUCCGGGGUUCAAGGAAUCAAACUGGCAACAAAUGUUGGCCAAGAGUGGAAAAAUGAGUUUGCUAAAUGAGACCUUCUAAAGAGAGAGCUAUUUUAGCUCGGAUGUUCUUGACCUCACAUGGUCAUCAAGACUCCUUUUGCCUCUUUAUUGCCUGAGCAACAUAUGGUGGGUUUAUUAUCAUGUAUAGUAUAGAUGAUUGAAAUCUCCUUGUCUUCUUCUAUGUGCUGCACAUGAGUCUGAGAUGUUGUUGCCAUACCAGCUGCCUAGACCAUAUGGAAUCUGCCAUUGAUGGAGAUUGUUAUGUAAUGUGACUUAGAUGCUCACAUAAAACAGGAGGUCUAGGAUGAAGGAUACUCAGGUUCAAGACCACCCUUGAUUAUGGAAACAUGUUGAUUGACUUAGUGCCAUUGUUUUUCAGCCUAUUCCUAACCUACUUUAGAGGGUGGCUUCUGGGGAAAUAAAUAUGGAGGAGGGAAUCCUGGCUAUGUCUCCUAGAGAAAGUCUGGGUAUCCCACAAGCAAACAAGAAAUAAAUGUAGAUCACCUCUCUUCCUCUCCAAAAAAUGUAAGAAAAUGCAAGGCAUUCCUUGGAGGUAGACAAUACUAGAUUCAAUGUGUCUUUCUAUUAUGGCAAGAUUUAACAUCCUCUGAGUAACUCUGGUGAUAGAUAAGAGAAUACUUUAUCUGAUAUGUUUUUUAAAAGCUAACUUAAAUGCAUUUGAAUAUUAUCUUCAGGAAUAUCUGUUUUUAAUUACUUUCUCCAGUCUUUCUCAGUGGCACCUUUUUGGCAAGACAACAGGACACAUUUUUUCAAGCCCAUCUGUACCUAUUAAUGCGUGAGUGCAUUUGCUACCUCUGAAACUGUUUGGUGUUCAUUAAAUCCAUUGCUCCUUGUUUGUC